Messenger RNA from Lingula anatina, 4313 nucleotides. RefSeq names its product SCO-spondin. The record is from RefSeq and is a predicted model, not a curated record. Lineage: Eukaryota; Metazoa; Brachiopoda; Lingulata; Lingulida; Lingulidae.
AGCGUAUGUUCUGUAUCGUGUGGGGAAGGCACGAGCGUGCGUUCGAGGCUAUGUGAUCAUCCUGCGCCAUUACGGGGUGGGGCUGACUGUCAAGGAAACAAAACGCAAGACAAGCCGUGCAGCUUAAUGGUUUGCCCUGUAGACGGCCUGUGGUCAGACUGGACUGCCUGGACAUCAUGUCCAGUGUCUUGCGGUGGGGGUACUCACAUGCGACACAGAAGCUGUAUUCAUCCCGUACACGGGGGCAAGAAAUGUAUUGGAAACACAACCGAAGAACAGCCAUGCAACGUGCAUUACUGUCCCGUUGAAGGAAUGUGGAGAGAGUGGAGCGUUUGGACAAACUGCUCAAAGUCAUGCGGAACAGGAAGUCGCACCAGGCACAGGACUUGCGAUGAGCCUCUGUAUGGUGGAAACGACUGCGCAGGCCCAGAUGCAGAGACCGAACUCUGUAACGCGCAACCAUGCCCAGUCAAUGGAGCAUGGCAACUUUGGUCGGAGUGGUCUCGGUGUACAAAACCCUGCGGGAACGGGACGAAAACGCGGACCAGAGAUUGCAGGGUUCCGUUACAUGGCGGCGCAGAGUGUGUCGGAGUAUCUAUGGAGGCCAGUUUUUGCAACAUACAAGAAUGUGGAGUCAAUGGAGCAUGGCAACUUUGGUCGGAGUGGUCUCGGUGUACAAAACCCUGCGGGAACGGGACGAAAACGCGGACCAGAGAUUGCAGGGUUCCGUUACAUGGCGGCGCAGAGUGUGUCGGAGUAUCUAUGGAGGCCAGUUUUUGCAACAUACAAGAAUGUGGAGUGAAUGGCACGUGGCAUGAGUGGGAGUCAUGGAGCGCGUGUAGCGUCAGUUGCGGUGGCGGGAGCAGAAAUCGCACACGCUCAUGCUACGGGCCUUUUUUUGACGGCUACCCCUGUGAAGGACCGGACUCGGAAACUGGAAACUGCAGUGCCGCCCCUUGCCCAGUGGAUGGCGAGUGGAUGUCAUGGAAUUCUUGGGAACCAUGCAAUGUCACCUGUGGGAACGGGAAUCAAGUACGCUCUCGUGAGUGCAAAGAACCUCAGCACGGUGGCGCCCUCUGCAUUGGUGACGUCACAGAAUUGCGAUCAUGUAAUCCUCAGCCUUGUCCAGUUGACGGUUACUGGUUGCCGUGGACGGAGUGGGACAAGUGUACUCACACCUGUGGGGGCGGGUCCCAACGGCGCGCCAGAUCCUGCGAACCUCCCCUGCAUGGCGGGCGGCAGUGCGAAGGAGAGGAGGCAGAGAGCAGACAAUGCAAUGCCGAACCUUGUGCAGUAAACGGUUACUGGGAGCAAUGGGCCGCUUGGACAAACUGUAGCGUCUCGUGUGGCGGUGGAUUUCAGUCACGCCACAGAAACUGCACUCCACCGAGGUACGGCGGUGCGGAAUGUAUUGGAAAAGCACAGGAAGAACGCAACUGCUCAACUCAGCCAUGUCCAGUAAAUGGUUACUGGGAGAAAUGGUCCGCAUGGACAAACUGUAGCGUCUCUUGUGGCGGUGGAUUGCAGUCACGCUACAGAAACUGCACUCCACCGAGGUACGGCGGUGCGGAAUGUAUUGGAAAAGCACAGGAAGAACGAAACUGCUCCACUCAUCAGUGUCCAGUCGAUGGCGAAUGGACAAGUUGGUCCAAAUGGUCAGAAUGCAGCGCCACCUGUGGAGGCGGGAAUCAAACCAGAGAGCGAGCAUGCUCUCAGCCUCUGUUUGGUGGAAUACAUUGCCAUGGCAACUCCACAGAAAUUAGGGACUGUGGGUUGAACCCAUGUCCAGUGGAUGGAGUGUGGGAACAUUGGGGGGAGUGGCAAGGGUGUGACUUGACCUGCGGUGGAGGGAAACAGAGACGCAGGCGUCGCUGCAUUCCAGGUCAACAUGGCGGACGUGACUGUGAAGGGUUGGACGAGGAAAUUCGUGAUUGCAAUGAAAUGCCCUGCCCAGCGCCAGGGAUGUGGACAAUUUGGUCAACUUGGGGCUCCUGUGACGCCAUGUGUAACGGGGGAUAUCAAAUCCGGUACCGGAACUGUGACGCUACAAUCGGACUCUGUGAGGGAGAGUCACAAGAAAGAAGAGACUGCAAUGUAGAUCCUUGUCCGGAGGACGGUGUUUUCAUGGACUGGUCUACCUGGAGCAUUUGUAGUGCCAGCUGUGGUGGUGGUAGCCAGAGACGAUCCCGCGAAUGUGACGGCCCUAGAUACAAUGGCAGAAACUGCACGGGACCUUGGGAAGAGGAGCAGCCCUGUAAUACACGACCUUGCCCAGUUGAUGGUUACCUCACUCAAUGGUUAGAAUGGACGGAAUGUAGUGUGGCGUGUGGUGGUGGUUCACAGGAGAGAAAUCGCACGUGUGUAGAACCUCAAUAUGGCGGCCAAUCUUGUCAUGGCGAAUUACAUGAAAACAGAUCGUGCAAUAUCCGAAACUGCCCAGUUGAUGGGUUCCUCACUCAGUGGUCGGAAUGGAAGGAAUGCAAUGCGACGUGUGGUGGCGGUUCACAGGAGAGAAAUCGCACGUGUGUAGAACCUCAAUAUGGCGGCCAAUCUUGUCAUAGCGAAUUACGCGAAUACAGAUCUUGCAACGAACAACAUUGCCCAGUUGAUGGGUUCUUCACUGAGUGGUUAGAAUGGACGGAAUGCAAUGUAUCAUGUGGUGGCGGUUCACAGGAGAGAAAUCGCACGUGUGUAGAACCUCAAUAUGGUGGCCAACCUUGCCAUGGCACCUUGUACGAAUCCAAGUCUUGCAAUAGCCAACACUGUCCAGUGAAUGGUUACUUCACUGAAUGGUUAGAAUGGACGGAAUGUAGUGUGACGUGUGGUGGUGGUUCACAAGAGAGAAAUCGCACGUGUGUAGAACCUCAAUAUGGCGGCCAAUCUUGUCAUGGCGAAUUACAUGAAAACAGAUCGUGCAAUGUCCAAAACUGCCCAGUUGAUGGUCACCUCACUCAGUGGUCGGAAUGGACAGAAUGUAAUGUGACGUGUGGUGGUGGUUUACAGGAGAGAAAUCGCACGUGUGUAGAGCCUCAAUAUGGCGGCAAAUCAUGUCGAGGCGAAUUACGCGAGACAAAAGGUUGCAAUGAUCUGCCCUGUCCAGUGGAUGGGUUUUAUACCGAGUGGUCACCAUGGAGUCAGUGUCAGGUCAGUUGCGGGGGAGGACAUAUCGUUCGGACCCGCACUUGUCAACCACCAAAGCAUGGCGGUCUUCCCUGCCAGGGCGCCGCAACGGAAAGAGAAACAUGCAAUGAACACCCUUGCCCAAUACAUGGAUAUUUCACUGAAUGGGAAAACUGGAGCAACUGUAAUGUAACUUGUGCCGGCGGGACGAGGACUAGAAAUCGGACCUGUGUGGGACCUUUUCAUGGAGGAGAUGACUGUCCAGGGACAUGGGGGGAGAUGGAACCCUGCAACGAACAACCGUGUCCAAUUCCAGAAUGGACUUCGUGGAGUUCUUGGAGCCAAUGCAGCAAAACAUGCGGGGUAGGAGUUCGGUAUAAAACCAGGAGCUGUACCAUUUACAACAAGUGUGAAGGCAACCCGGUCAUCCACAUCAAGUGCAACGUUUUCCCUUGUGAACCAGCUAUUUCGUGUGACCAGUGGAAGAAACGUGGUCUCUCUGAAAGCACAGAAACUUUUGUGGACCCCGACGGCCCCGACGGCCCGCUGGAACAGUUCCCGGUGUUCUGCAACCUGACAGAAGAUGCAUCUUACACGGUCAUAGGUCAUGACAAUGAAGGUGAGAACCACAUCCAAGGGUUCGAAGGUGCUGGAGAGGGAUUCCGUUAUGUUACCUACAACAAAGCCUCUGUGCAGCAAGUGGCAAAACUUGUCGACGUUUCACAGAACUGCCAGCAAUACCUCUCGUGGCAAUGUUUCGGAGCAGCCAUUCACCACCCCGAGAAGAAUAUGACCCUAACGUACUGGCUUACCCGGUCACUGGAGAUGGCCAACUAUUGGUCUGGUGCCUCCCCGGGUAGUGGUAUGUGCGAGUGCGGCAUGACCGGAUCUUGCGUGGACAACUUGAAAUGCCAUUGUGACAAGAAUGACGAGACUUGGCGAGAAGACUCCGGGCUGGUAACCAACAGAGCCGAUCUCCCCAUUACCGGUGUCAAGAUUGGCGAUACAGGAAGUUCAUACCAGCCAGCUCAUCAUGUGCAAGAAAGAGGUGUUCUGACUAUUGGUAAAUUGAUUUGCUUUGGCUAAUCUGACAAGGAAGAAAAGGUCCGUAUGCGAUUGACUGAAUUGACUCAAAAUUGCUGACUGUUCGGAGACCCCAGGGAUUCUCUUGUUACAAAUACAACCUUAAGUUU